Drosophila hydei is the source of this 4382-nucleotide messenger RNA. It is a transcript of the gene wwk, whose product is annotated as anoctamin-8. Gene Ontology annotation, cellular component: plasma membrane. Lineage: Eukaryota; Metazoa; Arthropoda; Insecta; Diptera; Drosophilidae. Gene Ontology annotation, biological process: chloride transmembrane transport. Gene Ontology annotation, molecular function: chloride channel activity. The record is from RefSeq and is a predicted model, not a curated record. The coding region runs from base 63 to 4124 and encodes 1353 amino acids. The transcript has 18 exons.
AAGGAAAAGACAAUAUUUGUUUUUAGUUUUAUUUUUUAUUUUCAUUUUUAUUUUGGCACACAAUGAGCCAAAGUUUUGAUAGUUUAAUGCACGGUGGCGGCGGUGGUGGGCGGCGAGACUAUGCGGAGCGACAGUCCUCGGAGGAUGUGCCGGAUUCGACGGCAACAACAACAACAACAACGACAGCCGGCGAUUUAGCCGCAAGCGCUGCUGGAGCAGGAGCAGCCACUCUGCGAGAUGAUGAAUUCAGCGAGGAUAACAAUUUCGAAUCGAAUUUGCGACGUCGCAAAGGCAAAAUAAUAUCCUGUGCCAAGGAGACAAUUGAGAAUGCUUCCCGCCAACUACGCCGUAAAGUGCCAUACGCUGGCCAUUUGAUGACGCCGCGUCGCCUUUGGCUCAACAAAAUACCCACACAAUGCGAUGUGGUCAUUGAAUUUCCAGAGGAUGCACCAGAUGAGGCAUUGCGAUGGCUCUUAGCCCGCAUACGCUCGCAGCCGCCAGCUGGUCUCGGUCUGUUGGUCCAGGUCAAGGCACACGACAGCUCCAGACGCAAUGCAUUCUAUGUGAGCGCUCCAGUUAAUGUCCUCUUCAAAGCCGCUGAGGAGGCACGUUUGCCGAAACGCUUACGUCCUGAUUUGGGCGGCGCUUUGCGUGAGUUCACGACUCGCGAGAGUCAUUGCUUUCAGCAGUUGCGUGGCGAUGUAGGCAGCACGGCGCUGUUCACCUCACAGGAGCGUCAGUGGCUGGUGCUGCAGGUGUUGCAGGGCCUGCGUGCCGGCUGCAGCGAUAUCGAUGCAUUGCAAGGUCGCGCCGCUGUUGCCGAGGGCCAAAGCAUUGUGGCUGCUUGGCAGGAAUCGGGUCUAAUCACACAGGUUUUUCCGCUGCAUGAGACACGCUCGCUGGCACAGCUGCAGACGCACUGGGUCAAGCAAAUAUUUGCGCCGCAGCCAUUGGAUGACAUCGCAGCCUAUUUUGGCGUUAAGGUCGCACUCUACUUUGCCUGGCUGGGGCAUUAUACGUGCGCGUUGGGCGUGCCCGCCGUCUUUGGCACCAUACUUUAUUGCAUAUUGUGGGGCAAGGGUCAGACGGCUCAGGAUAUGGGCCAUGUGCUGUUCUCCCUGUUCAACGUGGCCUGGGCCUCGCUGUAUCUGGAAGCCUGGAAGCGUUAUUCCGUCGAGCUAGCCUUUCGCUGGGGCACGCUCUCAACGCCGCCCGAACUGCUUGAGCCGCCGCGGCCACUCUAUAAGGGCCCGCUGGAGGAGAACAAUGUGACGGGCCGACUGGAGCCGAAGGAGGCGCCCGCCUGGCAGCGACGAGCCUUUCGCUAUCUGGUCAGCUUUCCUGUGAUUGGACUGUGCCUCUGUGUGGUCUUUGCCGUUAUGUUUCUCAUGUUGCGCUUCCAGGAUUGGCUGGAUCAUCAUAAAAUACCCGAUAGAGGAAUUGCUCAAUGCAUGUAUAAUUUGCACAAGGAUUGGUGGGACUCGAAGCUGCCAGAGGACAGCGUCUUGUGCUGCCUGAGUGUGAUACCCAAGGUGCUGCUUGCUGGUGCGAUUACCCUGAUGGAUGAGGCCUAUUUCAAGCUGGCCGUUUGGCUUAACGACAGAGAAAAUUAUCGCCUGCAAUCGAAGUACGAGAAUCAUUUGAUAGCGAAGGUUGCGCUGUUUCAAUUUGUCAACUCGUUCCUUUCGCUCUUCUACAUUGCCUUCUAUCUGCGCGACGAGGACAAGCUGAAGGAGCAAUUGGCUGGCUUGCUUAUCUCGCGUCAAAUCAUUGGCAAUCUACGCGAAUCGGCUAUACCGUAUGUCCUGGAGCAAUGGAAACUGGCCAAGCUAAGCUUUAAUAUGUGGGGCGCUCUUAGCCCCACACAACAUGUAAAUCGCAGUCUCGCCGAGGAGCUGGCCACCGCCGAGGAGAAGCUCAAGGCUGAGGCAUCUGCCACAACUAAAACUACAGCAGAAGAGCAGCAGCAGCAGCAACAGCAGCAGCAGCAGCAGUCCGCUAAUAAGCGUAACAUUGGACAAGCUGAGAUUGAGAGUUCUCUAUAUAAAUACGACGGCACGUUCUCGGAUCACUUGGAGAUGCUGGUGCAAAUGGGUUAUGUCGUGCUCUUUUCAGCUGCCUUUCCGUUGGCCGGCAUUUGUGCGUUAAUUAACAAUCUGAUGGAGAUACGCUCGGAUGCGUUUAAGCUGGCGCAUGUGCAUCAGCGUCCGUUUGGGCAGCGUGUGGCCAACAUUGGCACCUGGCAGAAUGCGCUGAGCAUUUUGUCGCUGGCCGCGGUUAUUGUCAACUGUGCACUGAUUGGGCUAUCCGGGCAGGUGUCGCGCCUCUGGCCCGGCCUGACCACAGCGCAAACUAUAAUUUUAAUAGUUACACUCGAGCAUAUUAUGCUGGGCUUGCGGCAGGCGCUGACUUGGCUGCUGCCGGAAUUGCCCUCGUGGUUGGCGGCGGAAAUAGCACGUGCCGAGCACUGUCGCCGUGAGAUGCAGUGCAAGGGCACCUCGCCGCGACCCACGCCGCCGACACCGCCGUCAACCACAUCCACGCAGCCGGAGCAGGAGGGCACUGGCGCCGAAACCACGCACGAUCAGUCCAUGGAGAGUCAGCUAGCUGAGGAUAUGCUGCUCUAUGGCCACGAGUUGGGUGCCAGCUAUGGCCGCAGCAUUGAGGCGGAUGUAAAUAUAUAUGCGAAUCGUGACUCUUCGCCAGACUCGCCGCCAUCGCAGACCAGCACCAUACUCAUAAGACCGCUGCAUGAAUCAACACCGCCGCACGGUGGCGCCUCGCUGAGCAGUCUGCAUCACGAUGGCAAUGGCGCUUGUAAAAGUUGUAGGCAAAAAUCGCAAUUCUUUAUACCGGAAAUACCGCCAUUUCUUGGAUAUUCGGUGCGCAAUUUGAGUGCUCUGUCCCCGCACAGUCAGAGAAUGCAACAACAACAACAGCUGCUUAGCGGCGCUUCAGCUAGCACGCUAGCUCUGAACUCUGCCGCCGCCAGCUACGCUGCAUCGAUGCAUAUACAAGAAAUACCGCCGUUCCGCAAGAAAUCGAGCGAUUCGGCUGAUCAGACGGGCAGCAGCACAGGCAGCAGUCCACAGCGCGCAUCGAUGCGUCAACUGCAGCAGUUAACCCACCAGCAGCAACAACUACAGCAGCAGCAGCAGCAGUCAACUAGAAUUGCAGAGAUUCCGCCGUACAGCAAGCAGCGUAAAAUAUCCACAGAGAGCGCUACCAAUUUGCCGCUGAGCGAUAAACUACAUAUAAAACUUCACGCACCCGAGUGGAUGUCACGCUUAAAAGUGAACGACAAUGCGAACCUCCAUAGAAGCAUAGAUUGUAUUGCCAAGGAGCUCGGCAACAAUGCGGACAACUCCGACAUAUUGAAGCCGGCGCCAUCCUGGAGCAAUGUGGCCUUGAAGACAGGUGCUCCGGGCAUUAUGCUGGCCACGCCCUCAGCUGCUCAGCAAAUUGUCGCUUCUUCAUCAUCAUCAUCGGGCGGCGGUGGCAGCGUUUUUAGUCCAAGUGGUGUGGGCCCAGUUGUCGCCGCCGCCGGCAGCAGCAGCGGCAUCAGCAAUUCACAGUCACGACCCAGUGUGGGCGCUUUAUCCAAUUCCUCAUCGAGUUCAUCUCAUAAGCAACAGCAGCAGCAGCAGCAACAACAAGCGAAGCAGGCAAAGGAGGAGCGGGAGAAGGAGAAGGAGCAGGAACAAGCAGCAGCAGCAGCAGCAGCCACUGCAUCCACAUCCGCUGGCAAUACAGAUGAUGAGACAAAGGCUGCUGAGUUGGCUGCCAAGAAAUCGCGGCUCAAACAAAAGCUGGUUAAGAGCGCGCGAUCUGUGGCCAUAUUCUCGCUCAAGCUUAAGGAACGCCGACAGCGCGAGGCGGAAAAGGCAGCCACAAUUGCUGUGGAGCAUGCCAAGGCUCUAGCUAAGCUGCCAAUGCCUCAGCCAGUGGGCGGUGAACUGUCUCUAAUACCCAUCGAGCAUCUAAUACAAAUCGAUGAUAUCAAACCAGCGAUCAAGCCAGCAACAACAACAACAGCAUCUGUUUCGUCGAGUACACAGGCCGGCUCCUCUAUGCAUUAUCAUCAUCAGCAGCAACAGCAGCAUUAUCAUCAUACGGAUAAUUAAGCUAAACCAAAAUGCCGAAAAUUAGUUAAACUUAAAACGCACAUUGUAAAUAGUCUUUUCUAUGCACAUAGUACCCAUAUCUGGUCCAUGUUUUAGAACGAUCUCUCACUAACAUAUUGAUGAUAUGAGCAAUUUGCUGAAUGUGUGUCUUGUCCAGAGUUGGAAGUAACUAAGUAAUGUAAAUGUAUUUACUACUUAAUACACUAACAACAAGCGACUAAUUACCGAAAGUUAUUAACUAAAACAUAAUAUUUCUAG